Messenger RNA from Thecamonas trahens ATCC 50062, 1230 nucleotides. RefSeq lists its product as uncharacterized. The record is from RefSeq and is a predicted model, not a curated record. Lineage: Eukaryota; Apusomonadida; Apusomonadidae. The transcript has 2 exons. The coding region runs from base 1 to 1230 and encodes 409 amino acids.
AUGGCUGUGAAGGAGUCGGAGCGGCGGAAGGCUGGGAAGGCGUUCAAGUCGGGCAAGUCGGGCAAGUCGGGCAAGUCGGCAAGCAAGGGCAAGUCGGGCAAGUCGGGCAAGUCGGCAAGCAAGGGCAAGUUGGGCAAGUCGGGCAAGUCGGCAAGCAAGGGCAAGUUGGGCAAGUCGGGCAAGUCGGGCAAGUCGGGCAAGUCGGGCAAGUCGGGCAAGUCGUUCGAGAAGAUCUUCCCGGAGAGAUUGCUAGAAAAGGCAUGUAAGGAGCUGAAGAAGGGCAAGUGCGAGCCGCAUCAUCCGCCGCGGAAGGGCGUCAAGAAUGGCGAUGGCAAUGGGGAGGGGGAGGCGAGUGAGUCGGGCGGACCGUCGCCAGCGGCGUUUGUGGCGCCGGACAUCGGCCAUACCACCUUUGUGCGCAAGUUUCUCAUCCUCGCGGAUGAGCUUGGCUUCCAGGUUCACUUUGGCAUGCCCGCGCAGUUGCUGCGGACCGGCUUCUUCUCGGGCCUCCCGGCGCGUCCGGACAAGCAGGAGCAGCUGUGUCGGUAUCUGUACACCGAGUACACCCGGUACCCUAGCGACUUUUUCUUUGGCUCGAGUGACGAAGAGGUCAUGAAGCACUGCGUGAUUGUGGACAAGCUGGCAGUCGCCGGCUCGCAGGGCUUCCACGGCGUGGCGGUUCCAGCCAUCAAGACCAUGUUCUUCAAUGCUGGCUCAAACAAGGACGACCUUGAGCACGCCAUCCAUCACGAGCUCUUUCACCUCGUCGACGCCGUCGACGACGCCGCCGGCUGGGACGAUCCCGAGUGGGAGCAGCUCAAUCCGAGCAAGUUCCGCUACGGCCAAGCCCGGUUUCGUGGCGACAUGUUCGACCUCGACAAAGCGCCUCGUGGCUUCCUCAUGGGCUACGGGACUACUUCGGUCUUUGAGGACAAGGCUGUUUUCUUCGGCGCCCUCAUGUCCGACGUCCCCGCCGUCCGCGCUCGUGCCAAGCGCGACUCGGUUGUCCAGGCCAAGAUCGCCGCCACACGCGACAUUGUCUGCAGCUGGAUCGGCUCAGAUGAGGGCGACGACUUUUGGGCCACAGAGGUUGGCAUCGACUCGGACGACUUUGACCGCUCUGCCGGCAGCACCACCACCGGGAGCGACAGGAGCAGCAGCAGCUGCAGCAGCAGCAGCAGCAGCUCGUCGGGCUCAGACUCGGACUCGGGCUCUGAGUACUCCUCAUAG